This is a messenger RNA of Neocloeon triangulifer, 4856 nucleotides long. Its product is annotated as RNA-binding protein 24-like. The coding region runs from base 236 to 1144 and encodes 302 amino acids. The record is from RefSeq and is a predicted model, not a curated record. The transcript is spliced from 5 exons. Gene Ontology annotation, molecular function: RNA binding. Gene Ontology annotation, cellular component: cytosol. Lineage: Eukaryota; Metazoa; Arthropoda; Insecta; Ephemeroptera; Baetidae.
GGGCCGCCAGAGCCAGACCGGGGGCCAAAGCGAAGCGGCGUGCCAAGCGAGAGAGCCACAAGCGUUCCGAGCUCCACCAGCGCAGAGUGCCAUGCAGCUCGUGCUCUGAACGGACAGUCCGCAGCCACUCACUCUCUCUCUCACUCGUCAGCAGCUGUCCGAGUGCGACUCGUCGUCCGCCGCCCUUCUCGUUCGUUUGUCUGCAAGAACCGUCGCCACCAUUCACGCCUACGGGAUGCUGAUGCCAGGAGGCGCCGUGCUCGGCGGGGCCGCCGACUCGGUCCUCGGCGCCGGCACGAGUGCCGCCGCCGGCGCCCCCGCCACCACCGUGGCCUCCGACCCCGUCCAGGCCGCGCUCUCGGCGGCCACCGUGGCCGCCCUCACUGGCCAGGUGCCCACCUCGGUGGCCAGUUCGGUGGCCAGCAACUCGCCGGCCGUCCAGCAGAAGGACACAACGUGGACGAAGCUGUUCGUCGGAGGCCUGCCCUACCACACCACGGACAAGUCGCUGCGCGAACACUUCGCCGUCUACGGGGACAUCGAGGAGGCCGUCGUCAUCACCGACCGCCAGACCGGCAAAAGCAGGGGCUACGGAUUUGUAAUCAUGGGUGACCGAAGUGCCGCUGAGCGAGCCUGCAAGGACCCCAACCCCAUCAUCGACGGACGCAAGGCGAACGUCAACCUGGCCAUUUUGGGCGCCAAACCCAGAGGCAACGUCACUCCCGGAGACCCGCCAGGAUUCUCCUUUGCUGGACUGAGGGCAGGAUACCAAGCGGUACUUCCAGGACAGUUCGGGGUGCCACCCGGCUACGUGUACCCAAAUCCAUACCUGGCUGCGGCCCCUGGCAUGGUGUCAAUGCCGCCCACCCCUAUCUCGCACCUGACUGCGGCGGCGGCAGCUGCUUCCAACCCUUUCUACACCGCCGAGUAUCAGCCUGCGGCUUUCCCUGGACAAUACACCAGCGGACUUGACCACUAUGCUUACUCCAGUGCAGCAGGUAAAGUUUUAUAUGGUGCUGCGGCCAGCUACGUAACUCCUUACACGUACGCAACUCUGCCGCAGGCCCUGCCCACCGGUACCUACCCAGGUAUCAGUCCAUAUCAAGCUCAGACAGCUCAACUUCAAGAGGCUCGACUACAGUAAGGUGUUAGUUAAUGGUAUUGUUUUUAUUUCGGAGAUGCUUGUCCAACCGAGAUUGAGACGCAUCACAACUCACGCAAACACAAUAAUCGCGAAAAAAAAUUAAUUGAAAAUUAAUUAAUACAAAGAGAAGAAGAAGAAAAUAUCCUUUUGUUGUUGACCUUUUUUAAAAAGAGAAACUAAAACCAAGUGUAUAAAAAACGCUCUAAAAAUGACUCCCCUGCGCAGAAGGAGGAAGAAUUAGUAUGACUAGUUAACUGUGUAUAAAAAGAAGAAAAACAGAAACAAAUUAAUUAAUUAUUACUUAGCAACUUAAAAUAUAUGCUGAGAUGUAAAUCAUGAGCUGUGCAAAGCACGGUGGAAAAAUAUUGAUCGAUAAGUUUAACUAACUAUAUGUGAGGAGAAUCGCUGAUAAAUUCGUAGAAAUUUAGAUAAACUAUAUAUCGUUUACUGUAAUAAAAAUUCAACUUAAAUAAUAACUAAUAUUAAAUACAAAAGUGCACACAAACACACAAACUCAAAGUAAAAAUGUAAUAGGGAAAGAGUUGAUUUUUUUGACAUAUUAUGUCAUAUUGCUGCAAGAUUCGCUUCAUUUUUGAGGAGAUCUCUUCAUUAAAGUAAAAAUGAAUAUUGUCCCUUUUGUUUUUUUGUUGACGGCUAAUUUAUAUUGUUGUAAUGAUGAUUAUUAUUGCUAUGGCCUCUAUUUUGUUGUAAUUAUUUUUAAACUAUCGCGCAUCGUAUGAGAGUGCUGCUAAGACUUAAAACUUAUUGCGAGAGGAAGAAAGGUCGUUACACUCGAGACUUAAGAAGAAUGCAAGAUGUGAAUGAAUAUCAAUUGUUGUUUUACCCCCGCCCACCCAAUUUUGUUUAAAUCACCUCGGAAAUGACGAAAGCAAGUGACUAACUAACCUUAGAUCUCAAAAACGCAGUCGUAGAAUUUGGACAAUGGCCGAUUAUGUAAUUAUCCAAUCGCAACUACAAAUGACAUAAUUUUGGAUCAAUUUCGCAAAACAAACUCUUUCUCUAGCUAUUGGGAAAAUUACUGAAAUAAAUAAAUAUAAAUUGUAUUUAUAAGAACACCUGCUCGCGGUCUUACUCCAAAAGUUAAUCAUGUAGAAAAAUGAGAUGAAAAAAUAUUAAGUCAGUGCAUAAGAAUGAUGUUACUAUAUCCCCUCAAAUGCAGAGCCCAAAUGCAGAUGUCUGUGUAAAUAUAUAAUGAAAAUCGAUAUUAAAAAUAAUUAGCUAGGAACAAGGUUGGAAAAUCUAACUGCUAGUCAUCCGGUAUGAAGCAAAAAACGUGACGCGGCAUGACAAUUAUAUUCAAAAGGGGUGCUGGCUCUCUCUCUCUCGUUUCAGUUUCCUCCAGGUGCGAGGGCGACAUCAGAGAAAACCAACCCUUUCGCGCCAUGAACGUUUUUUUUUCUCAAACAAUUUGCCAUUUUUUCAAGAAAAACCCGCAAUCUUUCAACAAAAUGAAACACGGUUCAGGCACAAUUUAUUGUUAAUUGAAGAGACCGGAGUGUCUUUUUUUAAUAAAUCGGGAGUGCUUUUAAAAAUACAAACUUGGAAUGUUUGGUGAAGACUGAAUUGCCAGCAACCCUCGUCUCAGAGGGAGCAUGUGGCGUUCAAACUAGUCAUCACAACAACACAUCUACCUUCAACAGAUCAGCCGUGAAAUAUGAUGAAUGAAUAUAAAAUGUAUAAAUUCCACACCCUGUCCUCGACGGGGUUGGACCAGCAUACAAAAAUCCGGUGCCUGACGAAAACUAAAUGCUAAAAUCACGUGGACAAGACAAGGAGUGCCUUCGAAACAAUGCCUCUCACGCAGGAAAUUAAUUAAGCAAGUCUUAAAUCGAGGGAUCAUUAAAUUAAAAAAAGAGAAAGAUGGAAAACGGAGUGAAUAUUUUUGCGCAAUAUUUUGGAAUCAACGCGAGAUCGACCGCAAUAUCACAUACACUGUUCAAUCGUCCGUCCGAUUUUUUACUCAAGCUCAAAACGCGCAUGCAGUUCUGCACACUUUCCAGAAUAAAUUGAUUUCGGUCGAGCUUAUUGCUUUUGAAAAAAAAAAUGAUAGCAUAUCAAUUCGGUGGAGAGGCGGCGCAAAACGACUGAAUAUCGCGAGUUCUUUGUUUAUUUCCACUACUUUUCUGCCGCCGCUCUCGCCACUCGUUUAAUCUGCCAAUUCACAAAGGAGCGCACAACAAUCACACUUCUCGAUGUUAUUACCUGAUGCGUUCGCCCUCUCUCUUUCUUUCUUUCUUUCUUUCGGCGUGACAAAUGUAGCAUUGUAAUUUGGUUUCUUGUUGUCUGGCAAGGAGACAAAAUCGGUUUCUAUUUGUAGCAGAGCUGCUGCUUCUCUUUCUUUUGGACUCGUCUCACUGCUCUCUGCGGCGGGUUCAUUUCGGCUCAUUUCCAUGCGAUCAUUUUCAAAAUUUUGGGGAUUUGAGGCACUCAUUUCAACCAAUGCAUAUCUCUGUUAAACUAUUCUCUACUGAUGUCAAUGUGUAUAAGUAAAUUUAAUGAAAGAAAAAAUACAAAGAAGCAGAGCGACUAACCCGUAAUUUAAGUAUGAGCGUCAAUAUUUACCAGCGGUGGAUUCGUCUACAUAGCAAGACCAAAUAUAUUAAUUAGAAAGAGAAGAAAAAGUUUUUUAAUCGAAAAGAAAAAAAAAUCACACGAUUUAUCCCGGAUAAAUAAGUACGACUAUUUUCGUAACAGAAAAAAACCACGAUGAAAAGCUAGCAGUUAAGAAUGAUAGCGAGUAAGACCCAAUUGUAUAAUAAUCAUUAAUUAGAGGACAGCCAGGUUCUUAGCGAGUAAGGCGCCGAAAAACCUUAUUCUUCUUCUAUAGGUAGGUUCAAUCGACAAGGGACUCUUUUCUUUCUGUCUUCUUUUAUAUAAAUCGUCGAAAUUGAGAGAGAAACCAAUGAUGUACUUCAGCCUGGUGUUGACAAUACGCAUCAAGAGUAGCUCUUAAAAAUAUGAUAUAAUCGAUCGAUUCAAUUCUGAACCAUUUCAAAUAUGAAAAAAUCAUCCUAGAUUGUAAGGAAAUUCUUUAAUUUUAAGAAAAUAAACACACACUAGCAUGUAAGAGAAAACCAAAAAGCAAUUUUUUUUAAGGUAAUAAUUAAUUAUUAAAAAAAAUUAUACAUGCAGCAUGUCUAACCCACAACAAAGUCUUGUGGUGGGAAGGCAACUUUUUAUACUUUUGGUCACUCACACAAAUAUAUUCUGCAGCAUUUUCACCUCUUUCUCUCUCUCUCUAGUUUCUUGUUAUUAUUAUUUUUAUAAAUUACUGUGUAGAAGCAGUUGCACUUGAGUUGUGUUGUUUAAUUUUUAAUUUUGCUGUCGUCCCACAGAGAAAUCAUUUUUUCUACGUCACAGCUGCAACACCAAAUAUUAAAGUAAAUGUAAUCAAGCGAACCAUGUUUCGUCAGUUUAAAAAAUUAAAAUAUUCUAAUAAGAAUUUCUAUAGUACCGAGGGAUAUAAUUGAUUGAUUGAUUGGUCAUGUGAUUACAUACUACAACUCACAAUAUUGCUAUGUUAUAUACAGCUAAAAUAGACUGGUUCAGUUCAACGUGUAGAUGAGGAAAAUUAACACCAUAUAAUUAGUAUGCAAACUUACAGAGACACAUACAAACACACAAAUAAGAAUAUGUUAGCAAACUUCAAAAGAACACAAACAUAACACAAAUACGCUGUUAUUUAUCGUAA